Messenger RNA from Homarus americanus (American lobster), 1044 nucleotides. Its product is annotated as ataxin-2 homolog. The record is from RefSeq and is a predicted model, not a curated record. Lineage: Eukaryota; Metazoa; Arthropoda; Malacostraca; Decapoda; Nephropidae. The transcript has a single exon. The coding region runs from base 1 to 1044 and encodes 347 amino acids.
AUGCUUUCAUCGCUAAUACUCUCUCAUCUACCCAACAUAUUUACUCUCUCUACCACAACAAGACUCUACCACAACAAGACUCUACCACAACAAGACUCCACCACAACAAGACUCUACCACAACAAGACUCUACCACAACAAGACUCCACCACAACAAGACUCUACCACAACAAGACUCUACCACAACAGGACUACCACAACAAGACUCUACCACAACAAGACUACUCCACAACAAGACUCCACCACAACAAGACUCUACCACAACAAGACUCUACCACAACAAGACUCUACCACAACAAGACUCCACCACAACAAGACCCACCACAACAAGACUCCACCACAACAAGACUCCACCACAACAAGACUCUACUACAACAAGACUCUACCACAACAAGACACCACAACAAGACUCUACCACAACAAGACUCUCACCACAACAAGACUCCACCACAACAAGACUCCACCACAACAAGACUCUACCACAACAAGACUCUACCACAACAAGACUCCACCACAACAAGACUCCACACACAAGACACCACAACAAGACCACCACAACAGGACUCCACCACAACAGGACUCCACCACAACAGGACUCUACCACAACAAGACUCCACACUACAAGACUCUACCACAACAAGACUCCACACUACAAGACUCUACCACAACAAGACUCUACCACAACAAGACUCUACCACAACAAGACACCACCACAACAGGACUCCACCACAACAGGACUCCACCACAACAGGACUCCACCACAGCAGGACUCCACCACAACAGGACUCCACUCCACCACAGCAGGACUGCACACAACAGGACUCCACCACCACAACAGGACUCCACAGCAGGACUCCACCACAGCAGACUCCACCACAACAGGACUCCACCACAACAGGACUCCACCACAGCAGGACUCCACCACAGCAGGACUCCACCACAGCAGGACUCCACCACAGCAGGACUCCACCACAGCAGGACUCCACCACAGCAGGACUCCACCACAGCAAGAUUCCAACAUAUAAUGAGGUAAAACUCGUAUAG